CUGCGCCAGGAUGGAGAUGACGCAAAUGACCCAGCUCCCCAAAAAGUGUUUCAAGACGAACAUGGCGGCAACUUAACACAGGACCCAAGAUGAUGAUGAUGAUGAACAGCAGAGAAGAUCGAAGGCAAUCCGCCCAGAUAGGGAAAGAGCAGCUCGUUCAGCGUCUCGCCUUCCCUUGAGGAGAUACGGGAACAGAGGAGGCAUGUUGUCACACAGAAAGCGCUUUUUCUCCGGAGAGCCAUGCGGAAUAACGGAGAUAUGACCGCGCGCGGCUUCAUCUAGCCCAGAGAGUCGGAUACAGCUGCCGGGAGCGCUGUUGAAAGGGAAGAAAACAUUUCAAAUCAAUGCAUUUUGUGGCAGAGGAGCCGUCGCGGUGGAGUCGGCCAGUGCUGCUCUUUCCUGAAAUAUGACCAGGGGUGCUUGGACGUGUCGGCAGCAAGAUGACGGCUUAAAAAUCUGCUUCGCACCCCGAGAGGACGAAAAGCCAUUAUUCACCGAUUCGGAAAGGGCCCAGAGAUGGCGACUGUCCCUAGCCUCUCUUUUGUUUAUCACCGUUUUGCUCUCUGAUCAUCUGUGGUUCUGCGCCGAGGCGAAACUGACGAGGACGCGAGACAAACGGCUGGAGCACACGAACCAUAUACUUUCAUCCAGCCAUCAGAGAGAGCAGAGUCUUAUUUUUAUAGGCAAUUCUACCAAACCUCUGUGGAGACUUGAAACUUGUCAUCCUGACAGCCUCUCCAAAAACUGCUUGACUUUUGACGAGGCGGAAGCCGUGUGCUCGGGCCUCUCCGAGUGGAACCUGAGCGAUUUCUAUCUUUCUUUUUGUAACUCCUACUCGCUUUUGGAUUUGUUUUACGGGUUUACGAGUCCGGACAAUUUGACCUGUAGCCUGGACAUGGCUGAUGCGUCGGGAUGCAGCCAGUGCGUUCAGGCUUACCAACGCUACGACCGACGAGCUCAGGAGAAAUACCGAGAGUUUGAGCUUUUGGUUCAGAAAUAUGAAACGGAUGUAUAUUCGGUGCGGACGUGUAUGGAAGAGUGCACGACUGUCUACAAACACUGGCUAUGUGCCCAGUUCUUCCAUACCACACAGAUGCACUGCAGCAACAGGAUCCCCUGCAGGAAGUACUGCCUGGAGGUCCAGCAGAGGUGUCCCUUCAUAUUGCCUGACAAUGAUGAGCUCAUCUAUGGAGGAAGCCCCAGUUUUAUAUGCACAGGGCUCCAAGAGGACAACCCCUCAGACGCAGAGACAGAGUGCUGCGAUGUCCGAUGGGACAGCAGGGCGGACAACAGCUCCAAAGGCACUCUGAAAAGAACUCACCCGUCGUGUCAGCACGGGACAUCCCUGACCUCGUCAGCGGCCUCUAGACUGUGCAACAGCAGACUCAAACUCUGUCUGCUGGUCCUUGUCCUCCUUCAUACUGUUGCCACUCUCACAGCAUCCCACAAUCCCACUGGGUUCAACCUCACCUCCAGCUCCUCCAACGAGGAAUGACGGAAUAGCCACUCGGUUACAGUUCCGAUUCCAGCGACGUGACGGACCGUGGGUAACUUGCUGGGACCUCUGGUACAGAGACUGGGGACAUGCAAUCAAAACAAACCAAGCAAACUGACGAAGCUAAACAAACACUGGACAAAUCCAAUCAAGCAACAAGAACAAGGGACAACACCGUAGCCUUUGUUGAAAGAGGCUUCUAGGGGGCGGAGUUCUCUCGCACCAUGUUUUUUACACUGUGUCUAUGGUUUGGAUUUCUGUUGCACUAGAUGACUACAGGAUCUAAUUCACGUUUCUUUUAGUUUCAUUUGGGUCUUUGUGCAGGAAGGAUUGGAAGAGACGGAUGAGUUAAAUGUACAGUAUCCAAGUGAAUAUUCAAGACUGAGCGUGUGUCUAUGUGAGCGAAUGGAUUAGUGCGUGUGCAUGUGUGCCUGUGCUUGCAUCCGUGUGUCCACUUAGAUGUUCUUCUCGUUUCUCUUCGUAAUCACAAACUCUCUGAAUGCUGCUCUAUUCAUUACGAGGGUUUCUAUUGCAGUUUAUCCAUUGACAAAUCUGCCUAGACAAAUACCAAGACACCCAAUAAAACCCCAGGUUCAAACUCAGAUUCUCCCGUUAAGAUCCUGUAACCUUAUUAAGGUAGCCUGAUAUUUCUGUUGUUGGUAUGAUGUCAUUUCCUGCGAGGUCAGGUCAGUAGCUUUGGGGGUCUGGGUACAUUAAUGUCGCUUAUUUGCUUAAGUGCUCGACUUAAACUUCUAGGUAUCCAGACUUAUGUUUGUUCCCUCAAUCUGCAAAAAGACGUCCACAAAUCUGUUUUAGCGCCAUUCGUGUUUUAUAUAUUAUAGUAAGAUAUUAUAUUCUCUACCCUAUAUUCUGUAAUUGCAUGUUAGAACCAGAGUUUAGACUAUGCUGCUAAAGUUUUAAAGAAAUAAACCCUAACAAUCUGAAAACAAGAGGAGCUCUUACUCCGAGUACCAUCCAAAUUGCUAUUUGGCAGCAUGAACCCAGCCAAUCAGAGCUUACGAGACAAAUUACCCCAGUCGAACAGAGAGGAUCCAUCGUUCUUUAUUACAGUAAAGGGCUUACCCAUCAUCCACACGCAUUCAAACACUCCUGCAUGUAGAGAUUCACGUGGCAUGAAUAACUCAGUGAAAACGAUGUUAAUUUGUUGCAAACCUUGAGAUAGUCACAUCAACAGGAAGUUUAGGAGCUCAAUCACGAGGCUCCAGAUAGAAGAACGAAGGCCCGUCUCAGGUGACUGUGUGGUUCUUUGUGUGGAGGAGAGGCUAAGUUAAGGGCUGAUAUAUUAUUUUAUGCUUUUUUUUCUAUAGGUAUGCUCUAAUGAGGAUGUGUCACUGUGACACAAACACAAAACGAAGCCUUGAGUUUAAGUUCUCUAGACAGCCUCAGUGUGAACCUGUUGAAAUAGCAGGCCUCACACCUGUGUUUCCAUCUCAUGGGACAUGACUAAUAGUCGUUAAUGUUAGUUACACAUACAUAUGUCAUAUAUCAGUCACAGCUAGCUUUAAGGCUAAGUAUGCUAACAAAAAAAAAAAAGAAAAACAAAGUGUUUUGUAGCCAUAUUUCAAUUGUGUAAAGCAGGCUAACAUAAUGCAUGCCAUAGGAAUAAAAUGGUGCACAUUCAUUUCAUGUAAUUUUAUUCCCUCCCUGUACAUAUCUGUAGAUUGUCUGCAUUAAGGUGCGGUCACAUUUACUUUGUACGGUGAAAUUCUGUGUAGUCAAUUAGCCCAAUCUGGAAUUUCGCAUGAAAGGAAACUUUUUCCCAUGCAAAAAUUCAGGUUUGACAAAAUUUGAGUGUAAAUUUGUAGUGAAUUCAGCAUCGUCUUCAGAUUUCUUAAACUUUGAACGUGCAAAUUUAUUGCAAAUUUCACAUCAGAUUCAGAUUUAUUAAACUUUGAACAUCCAAAUUCAUCACAUUUGCCAAUAUUAAGCUGCUUAGUUUGGAAAUUCGCUGAAGUUUUGCCAAUGUGACCGCGCCUUUAGACUACAUUUAAAAAAGCUGAUUUUCUCUUAAAAGGUAUUAACAUCACAUGCAAUACCAUUAAACUCUGAAAACUGACUCUGAGGCAAAUUUAACAACUUGCAUUUUAAGAGAACAAAUCAAUCCAUUUGCCCUUUUGCUGUUUAAACUAAAUUAGCGGUGACCUUUUGAGGUGUCAGAAGCACAAAGUGAUUUUUUGUUUUCUGAAAUAGACUGCUAAUGCAGUUCAGUUCAGCUGAUAAAAAAUAGCAUUUAACCUGAACGGUCAAAUGCUGGGAGAGAAGCUCCUUUUAUUCCACUGUUUUUAAAUUUCAGAAUUUUCAACUAAAUGUACUCAAACCACUAAUUCUUGGCUGUUCAGGGUUUGUGAAUUUGGGCAAGCUGAGCUUUAUCAAACAUGAUAAUGACUUUUAAUAUCCUUACCCAUACAUCUCUGACUUAUUGCCCUUAGGCCCAUCUUUGUCAUUUUUCCUAUCUAGAAAAGAAAAAAA
Molecule: messenger RNA, 3985 nt
Organism: Onychostoma macrolepis
Lineage: Eukaryota; Metazoa; Chordata; Actinopteri; Cypriniformes; Cyprinidae
Gene: nalf1b
Product: NALCN channel auxiliary factor 1
Exons: 3
Coding region: 407-1495 (362 amino acids)
Biological process (GO): calcium ion import across plasma membrane
Cellular component (GO): plasma membrane
Molecular function (GO): stretch-activated, monoatomic cation-selective, calcium channel activity
Source: RefSeq, a predicted model, not a curated record